Messenger RNA from Hibiscus syriacus, 446 nucleotides. RefSeq names its product NADP-dependent malic enzyme-like. The coding region runs from base 1 to 423 and encodes 140 amino acids. The transcript has 5 exons. The record is from RefSeq and is a predicted model, not a curated record. Gene Ontology annotation, biological process: pyruvate metabolic process; malate metabolic process. Gene Ontology annotation, molecular function: malate dehydrogenase (decarboxylating) (NAD+) activity; malate dehydrogenase (decarboxylating) (NADP+) activity. Gene Ontology annotation, cellular component: chloroplast. Lineage: Eukaryota; Viridiplantae; Streptophyta; Magnoliopsida; Malvales; Malvaceae.
AUGACCGGUACCAGAAGCGGUGGCGGCGUUGAGGAUGUUUACGGUGAGGAUUACGCCACCGAGGACCAACUCGUCACCCCAUGGACUUACUCUGUUGCAAGUGGAUAUUCAUUGUUGAGGGAUCCCCACCAUAACAAAAGGCUUGCCUUCACUGAGAAAGAAAGAGAUUCUCACUACUUGCGUGGUUUACUCCCUCCUGCUGUUGUCACUCAACAGCUUCAGGAGAAGAAAUUGAUGAACAAUAUCAGGAAAUAUCAAGUUCCCCUGCAAAAAUACAUGUCCAUGAUGGAACUUCAGGAAAGGAAUGAGAGACUGUUUUACAAGCUGCUGAUCGAUAAUGUUGAGGAUCUGCUCCCAAUUGUUUACACCCCAACUGUAGGCGAAGCUUGCCAGAAGUACGGGAGCAUCUUCAGGCGUUCGUAGGGUCUUUAUAUAAGCUUGAAAGA